GUUUAAACGCACUCACAACAAAAACGUGUCCGGUUAGAACUAGACUUUGACCGUCUAUAAAAAAAAAUUUAGAAGAAAAAUGUUAUUGUCCCGGACGAAACCAGUGAUUAAUAGCAAUAGUCAGGCAAUGGUGAAUUUAAACGAAAUUACCAAGAUUCAAAAAAUGGCUUCGGCGCCUCAAGAAGUGCCUUCCGUUAUCAAAUUCAUCGAGAAUCGCGAUUUCCAGGGAGCUAUUACUCUUUUAGAGUACGAAAAGUUAAAUGGAAGUACUGAUCCGAAUACGGACUUGUGGUUGGUGUACUGCGAAUUUCAUCGGGGAAACUAUAAGCAAGCCCUUCUGCAGUACGAGUCCACGAAUAAUUCGCUUUACGCCGCUUGCUGCUAUUUUUACUUGGGAAUGUAUCAAGAAUCACGCGAAUUAGUUCUGAAAGCACCGAAAUGUCCUCUACAAGUUAGACUUUCGUUUCAUUUAGCACACAAAAGUGAUGACGAAGUGAGCGUGUUGGAAUUCCACAGACAAUUGCGCGAUGUCGCUGAAGACCAACUUUCUUUGGCAGCUGUUCAUUAUUUACGCGCGCACUACCAAGAAGCAAUUGACAUCUACAAGCGACUAGUUUUACAAAACAAAGAACUCAUGGCGCUACACGUCUAUAUUGCUUUAUGCUACUACAAACUGGAUUUCUACGACGUUUCCCAAGAAGUUCUGUCGGUGUAUCUGCAAAAGAUCCCAGAUUCACUGAUUGCGCUUAAUUUAAAAGCAUGCAACAUUUACCGCCUUUACAACGGCCGUAGCGCCGAAAUUGAAAUUCGAUCGCUACUGGAAUCUCAAGUCAAUUGCCCAUUCGGAAAAGAUUUAUUGAAUCACAAUCUCGUCAUCUUUCGAAAUGGAGAUGGUGCGUUACAAGUGUUGCCGCCGUUGGUCGGUGUGAUUCCGGAAGCUAAACUCAACUUAAUUAUCUACUACCUACGCCAAGACGAAACAAAAGAGGCCUUCGAUUUAAUGCAAGAUGUCAAUCCCAGUUUGCCAGCUGAAUAUAUUCUUAAGGGAAUCGUUUAUGCUCUAAUUGGACAAGAAACUAAUAACAAAGAAUACUUGGAUACAGCCAUCCAAUAUCUGCAUCUGGUCGGAGGUAGCUCGAGCGAAUGCGACACAAUUCCAGGACGCCAGUGUGUCGCUUCGGCGUUUUUCUUGCAGCGUCAGUAUGAGGACGUACUGCUUUAUUUCAAUUCCAUCAAGUCAUACCUGAGUAACGACGAUACUUUCAAAUUCAAUCUAGCUCAGGUGCAAACAAUAUUAGGACAUUACAAGGAAGCUGAAGAGGAACUCGUAACUAUUCAGAGCGCAAAAUAUCGCAGCGAAUACAAUUAUAUUGAAUGUUUAACACGAUGCUUGGUGAUGAAUCGCAAAGCUGUGCAGGCCUGGGAAAUAUAUUCUCGAAUGGAGACAUCCGCAGAAUCUUUGGGAAUUCUCCAUUUAUUGGCUAAUGAUUGCUACCGUACCGGACAAUUUUACAUUGCUUCGAAAGCCUUCGAUGUACUGGAUAAAUAUGAUCCGAACCCGGAACACGCUGCAGCAAAACGCGGUGCAUGUGUUGGUUUACUUCAAAUGGUUUUGGCGGGUCGAGAACACAGGGAGGCGUUAAGUGAAGUCGUAAAUUUGAUGCGAGGAUCCCCCGAUCCUCAAAUGGAUCACAUAUUAAGGGUAAUCAAUACCUGGGCAAAAGAAAAUCGUAUGAAAAUGUAGCAAUUUCGUUAGAAAAAUAUCGAUGUCCGGCCAUCUCUUUUCUUUAGCUCGGAGCUUUGAAUUUUCAAUGUGCACUGUACCAAACAAAUGUGAAGUUAGUUAUAAAAGAUAAUAUAGACAUUUCA
Daphnia pulicaria is the source of this 1869-nucleotide messenger RNA. It is a transcript of the gene Ttc26, whose product is annotated as intraflagellar transport protein 56-like. The record is from RefSeq and is a predicted model, not a curated record. The coding region runs from base 80 to 1744 and encodes 554 amino acids. Lineage: Eukaryota; Metazoa; Arthropoda; Branchiopoda; Diplostraca; Daphniidae. Gene Ontology annotation, biological process: intraciliary anterograde transport; intraciliary transport involved in cilium assembly. Gene Ontology annotation, cellular component: intraciliary transport particle B; ciliary base; ciliary basal body. The transcript has 15 exons. Gene Ontology annotation, molecular function: intraciliary transport particle B binding; protein binding.